Archocentrus centrarchus (flier cichlid) is the source of this 3078-nucleotide messenger RNA. RefSeq names its product zinc finger TRAF-type containing 1 (gene zftraf1). Lineage: Eukaryota; Metazoa; Chordata; Actinopteri; Cichliformes; Cichlidae. Gene Ontology annotation, cellular component: nucleus. The coding region runs from base 1 to 1131 and encodes 376 amino acids. The record is from RefSeq and is a predicted model, not a curated record. Gene Ontology annotation, molecular function: zinc ion binding. The transcript is spliced from 6 exons.
AUGUCUUCACUGGAAGAGAGAGAUGUAGGCGUUGCGGCCGCCCCUGGCUCCUCCUCGGCCGGCCUAGGGGUCGGGGCCGUGGGGGUAGCUGUGGAGGCUGUCGCCGGGGUCGCAGCCAUGCAAGAGGAGGUCGCGAUACGGCGAGAAGGGCCCGAGCCUGACCCAGACGAGCCACCCAAGAAGAGGGUGAAAGUACCCGAGGGAGAGGCAGGGAAGCUGGAGGAGAGACUGUACUCAGUGCUGUGCUGCACCGUGUGCCUAGACUUGCCCAAGGCGUCUGUAUACCAGUGUACCAAUGGGCACCUGAUGUGCGCUGGCUGUUUUAUCCACCUCCUGGCUGAUUCUCGUCUGAAGGAGGAACAGGCCACAUGCCCAAACUGCAGGUGUGAGAUCAGCAAGAACCUGUGCUGCAGGAACCUCGCGGUGGAGAAGGCUGUCAGUGAGCUGCCGACAGAAUGCACCUUCUGCCUAAAACAGUUCCCCCGUUCCAGCUUAGAGCGACACCAGAAAGAGGAGUGUCAAGACAGGGUGACACAGUGCAAGUACAAGAGGAUCGGCUGCCCGUGGCAAGGUCCUUUUCAUGAGCUACCAGCACACGAGAGUGAGUGCUCUCACCCCACUAAGACUGGAACAGAACUCAUGGGAAUACUGGGAGAGAUGGACCAGAACCACCGCAGAGACAUGCAGCUCUACAACAGCAUCUUCAGCCUGCUCUGUUAUGAGAAGAUUGGGUUUACAGAGGUGCAGUUCAGGCCGUACCGCACCGAUGACUUCAUCACUCGUCUGUACUAUGAAACACCACGCUUCACUGUCCUCAACCAGACGUGGGUGCUGAAGGCCCGUGUCAACGACUCCGAGCGCAAUCCCAACCUCUCCUGCAAGCGCACCCUCUCCUUCCAGCUCAUCCUCAAGAGCAAGGUGAACUCGGUCCUGGAGUGCUCCUUCCUGCUGCUGAAGGGCCCUUACGACGACGUGUGGAUCAACCCGGUCAUCCACCACCACUCCUUCAGCAACGACGCCAACGAGACAGACUACGUCCCGCUGCCCAUCUCCGACUCGGUGGAGUGCAACAAACUGUUGGCCGCCAAAAACAUCAACCUGCGCCUGUUCAUCUUCCAAGUCCAAAAAUAAAAGAGAGUGAGAGACGGAGGAGGAAGAUGGAGCAGGGGGUCGGGGCGAGAGGGAGGGGUGUCAGGGAGAGGAUGUGAUGAUUGAAGAGAGACACCACAGAACCAUUGAUACCUCUUAACACAAAAACAAGUACACGAACACACACCUUCACACAGGGUACAAGCUUCUACACACACAAACACACACACCACAAAUUACACAUACCUCCUUUUACACGAUAGUGAGACCCCUUGCUUGGAAAAGCUGUGAGUUGCUAUAGAGAUGGGUGGGCAUUGAUAUGAGAUGGUGACUGGCGGGGGGGUGGAACCUGCAAAGGCACAGGUGGGGAUGUCAGUAGCAGUGGAGGGGGGAGGGACUCCCAAAUGGAUGAUGUGUACCUGUGGUUUGUGAAUGACCUUUUAACUCCUGACGCCCACAGCCAAAGGUAGCACACACGCCAACCAAAGCAGGGAUUUUCCAGAUGUUGUGUGCGUCCAUGUGCGCGUGUGCGAGAGGGAAACAGAGUUGCGUGGCGGGCCCCGGAUCGCAGCCCGAACUCUGCUCACCUGUUCGGAUGUUCCAAAGACGCGUGAUAAUGUGAAAACAGAGCGAUCGACUCUGCUGAGCUGUUCUUUGGAGAUGUGAGAGGAGGUGGAGGACAUGAACGAGUGUGUGUGUGUGUGUGUGUGAGUUUAUCUGUGUAGUCUGAGUAGUUCUCCUCCCCCUACACACUGUACGCCAGAGAUUCCCCCCGUUAUGGCAAAAACAAGCAUUUUUGCGACUUUGCCAGGACAGCCGAAACUCAUUAUCCCACCUCGACCUGCCCCCGUGUCUGCGUUUCAUCAAGAGGAGAGACGGCUUGGCUAUGUGCAUGUUUUAGUUCUUCGACUUAUUCCUCCAGCUGGGGUUUUAUUUAACCUUCAACACUAAUACCAUUUUUAUUUUCUCUUAACCCUGAAUAUUUAAGUACCUGUGAACUUUUUUCUCUUUUUAGUUGGGUUUAAGCGUGUGAACGGCUGCCUGUAUAUGUGCAUAUGUGAGUGAGUGAAAACAGAUCCAAACUGUGAGAUCCUUGUGAACGUGUCUCCAGGUGAGCAGUAUGAGCUUUGAGCACAUUACUAGCAAGGAUGGACUACCACAAGAGAUUCAGAGCACCCCCCCCCCCCCCCCCCCCCCCAAAAAAAAAAAAAAAUAGCCCUCAGGUUCAGUGUGUCAGUUGGUUUUUGGUAAAUUAACCGCUUUAAUUCUUGCAUCUCUAAAAUAAAAUCUUAACUAGGUGGUCUACUAUCACAGAAUCAAUGUAGUUCUGACACUUUAAUUAUUUAGCAAUGUGCAUUUGUCAUUUCUGGAAAUUUUUUUGUUAAGUUAAUUCAUUGUGUUUGUUAUUUUUUUUGUGUGUGUGUGUGUUAUAAAUCAGGUGAGCCCUUGCAUUUUAACUAGAUCACACUGGUUUCAUUAAAUUUCCACAAACUAAUUGACACACAGGGAACUUCUGGGGCUGGUGUACAAGUGUGUGCUGGGAUUCAGGAGCAUAACUGAGUUCCUGUCCCAUCCUUUCCCCACGGAUGUGUGGAGCAAGUCUAGUUAGGCUCAGAGAGUCUCAGGGUGAUCAGGACUUUAUUCAUCUGCUCAGAGAUCAGAAGCCAUCUCAGUAAAGGCUUUUUCUGAAGGUCAGACUUCAGGUGGUGAUGGAUGGUCUGUGUGUGGGUGUGUGCGUGUAUGUGUGGCGGGGGUAUGGGGUGGGGUGGUAUUUUACCUAACAAAGGUGACAUAUUAGUGUUAGACUUACUUGAAGGAAAAUGAAGCGAUGUUACUUAAGUAGAUUCUACUGUAAAGCAGAUAGAUCUCUCUCCUCCUGACCUCUACUUCUUGUAUUUCUGUGUUUUAAUGCUUUGUCUCUAUGCCAGUGGACUCACUCAUCUCACUAUGGCUGUACAUGUGCCUUUUAUUAAAGAUCAUGGAACCUGC